AGUAGAUUGAAUUGAGAACAGGAAGUACCAGUACAGCCAAGUCAAAGGUGCAGUACAUCCUCUACACAACGGAUUGUAAAGGGUAUCGGGCUUGAUUUAAACUUGUUUUACUACUUCAACUGACAAGGUCUGGAAGCACUUCUGGGAAAUGGCUCAAAAUUGCCUCAAGUGUUUGAAAUACACCAUGUGUAUGGUUAACUUCUUGUGCUUUAUGUGUGGAACGGCAGUGUUUGGUUUUGGAGUGUUCCUGAUGUUGAACACCAAGGUUUCUGCUCUCAUCCCCACCCUGUCCACCUUGAAUCUGGCCAACACACUCUUCAUCACGGGCAUCAUCAUCACUUGCGUGUCCUUCCUGGGGUUCCUGGGGGCUCUUAAAGAGAACCGCUGCCUCCUCAUCACUUUUUUCAUCCUGCUGUUCAUUCUGAUGUUGGUGGAACUGACUGUAGCCUGUCUACUGCUGGUAUAUGAGAAAGAGAUUGACAAAUUCCUAGAGAAGGAUCUCACAGAAAGUCUGAUGAAAUCCAAGAAGUCAACUAAAGGUGGGAAUUCCACAAACACGGACGACUGGGACAUCAUUCAGGUCACGUUCCAGUGCUGUGGGAUCCACAACACAAGUGACUGGAAGGACAAAGUGCCUCUGUCCUGCUGUCGAGAGAGCCCAUGUGGUCCCAAGACGCCAGUAUACUGGGAGGCCGGUUGUUACAAUAAGCUGAAGGUGUGGUUUGAGGAGAACUUCCUAGUCACCGGUGUUGGUGUGAUUAUGCUCUGCAUUAUCGAGGUCCUGGGCAUGUGUUUCUCCAUGACUUUGUUCUGUCACAUAAGCCGGUCUGGACUCGGCUACAAGUUAUGACAUUUCUGCUUACAUGGUUAGGACCUUUGUUCUAACUGAAAACAUCUGUCUUCAACUGUUUUACAGAGAAUUUCCAUAUACAGAACUAUAAACUUACAUUUACAGGCACCUAUGAGAUUUUAUACACUUAAAUGAAUGUUUGUUUUCUGUAAUAUAAUGCCAUCAGUUCAUUUUAUGCUGAAAGGCAGGCACUUUAUAAUGUAAAUCCAAAUAAUGCAAUAAACAUUGAGCUUUUAAAUGAA
Messenger RNA from Oncorhynchus nerka (sockeye salmon), 1092 nucleotides. Its product is annotated as leukocyte surface antigen CD53-like. Gene Ontology annotation, cellular component: plasma membrane. Bases 149 to 850 code for a protein of 233 amino acids. Lineage: Eukaryota; Metazoa; Chordata; Actinopteri; Salmoniformes; Salmonidae. The record is from RefSeq and is a predicted model, not a curated record. The transcript is spliced from 8 exons.